Messenger RNA from Harpegnathos saltator (Jerdon's jumping ant), 5025 nucleotides. It is a transcript of the gene tio, whose product is annotated as zinc finger domain-containing protein tiptop. Gene Ontology annotation, biological process: regulation of transcription by RNA polymerase II. The record is from RefSeq and is a predicted model, not a curated record. Gene Ontology annotation, cellular component: nucleus. Lineage: Eukaryota; Metazoa; Arthropoda; Insecta; Hymenoptera; Formicidae. Gene Ontology annotation, molecular function: DNA-binding transcription factor activity, RNA polymerase II-specific; DNA binding.
AUGGGGUGUAGCGGGCGGUGCUGGAUAUUAUUUGCCGAGGACAGUGACAAACGCCCGUCAACGUCACUUCCACUCGCACCCUCGGCUUCCUCCACCACCACCACCACCAUCACCACCACCACACCACACCACACCACCACCACUACCACCAGCAUUAUUACUACUACCAGCAACGGCAACGGCAGCAGCAGCAACGGCAGCACUACCACCGCCACUAGCGUUGCCGCUCCGUCGCCCCCAUCAGAAGGCGCCUCUGGUGACUGCGAUGGCACUACUACUACCACCACGGCCGACGCUGCUACUACCACACCAGCACCGCCACCACUACCAUCAACACCGCCGUCACCGCCGUCGCCGCCGCAGCUACAUCACCUACCACCACGGCCGGCGCGCGAUAUAUUGCCUGUUUUCGUUUUUUCUCCGUGUAAUCUUACAAAGCACAUCCUUGCGAGUUUCAGUCCUUUGCCUGCGACUGUGCAACAGAUAUACGUACGAUUGCUCGCUCGGCCGACAACGACUGACCCGCUCGCUCGGCUUGUUGUUGUUGCAGGGGAGGACGGCGUCGAAGGUUCCGCGCCCGGUACGGACCUCCAAGGUGAGGAGGGCGAUUGCGUCGACGAGGAUGGGCCCAUUAGCCCUAGCGAGAGGGGUUGCGCGGCCGCUGCGAAGGAGGACGAGGAUGCCGAGGGAACGGACGAAGAGGACGACGAGGAGGCACCGCCACCUACGCCGCCGCCUUCCGCCACUUCGAGAUUGAACCCGACUAUUCUGAGAGACACGGGACCACCGGACAGGGAGCCAAUGAGUCCGCGCUGUCCUUCGAGAGAUUCUCGGGAAUCGUCCGGUCCGGCGACCGGAAGCCCCCCACCGCCCGCAACGAGGAGCAGCGCGAGUCCAGUCAGUCCGAGUAGUACCGUGCCUCUACCCCUUGGAACUCACACCCUACUACCAUCCCACCCCGCAGCGGUCAUGGCGGCGUACCUGCAGCAGACCCAUCAGCGCUUCCUCCUCGGCCACUCGCCCUUGUCGCGCGGCUCGGUGUCGCCUCUGAUCUCCUCCUCGUGUUCGCCGCCGGCCGCGACACCCGGCCUCUUGGUGUCGCCCAGCAGCGUCGGCGAGAUCUCGCCGUCGGCGACGCCUUUGCCGGCGGUGCUGGACUUUAGCACGAGAAAAGCGUCUUCCAUCGAGGAGGACGAGGAGGAGCAGCAGAUCUUGAACCUGAGCAAACCGCCCACGCCGUCCUCGUCCACGGAGACGAACAACGGCCCGUUGGAUCUGUCGCUGGCCAACAGGAAGCGACCUGGGCCGGAGGACUCGCCGCCGCCGCCGCCGCGCAAGUCGUCGAGACUGGCGUCCACGAGCGCCGCGAGCGUCGCGAGCCACCAGGAGACGGUGUCGGGGGUCACGUCGUCCAACUACGGCAGACCCGUCGUGUCGCCGUGGACGUCGCCGGUAGUAGCCUCGCAUUUCCCGUACUUCGCCGCGGCGGUAGCGGCAGCGGCUACUAGUCAGCAGCAACUUUCGCCCAAGAGCACCGGCGGCGUGGUCGAUCAUCAUCAGCUGUGGAACGGCAAGAUGAAGCCGCCGGCGGCACUGGACAAGCCGUAUCCACCGAGCGAGGCGACCAAGGCGCUCGAGGAGUUGAACAAGAUCAGCAAACUCGGCGGCGAGGAUCUCUUCAGGUCGUCGUCGUCGUCGUUCGGCGGCGGCGGCGGCAAUACCGGAGCCAGCACGACGUCCAGCAGCCGUCACAGCGCUUGGCAGUCCCACUGGCUGAACAAGGGGGCUGACCAGGCGAAGGAUGUUCUCAAGUGCGUAUGGUGCAAGCAGAGCUUCCCGUCUCUGGCCGCCAUGACGGCGCACAUGAAGGAAGCGAAGCACUGCGGCGUCAACAUGCCGGUACCUCCACCCGCUCCGGGUCUUCACCCGCAGCAGACGAGCAUGCCGAGCAUACCGCCGCCUCAGCAGCCGCAUCAGCCGCCGACCUCGGGCAACAACGGUGGCGGCGGCGGCGGCGGCGGCGGUGGUGGCUCGGGCGCGCCUGGCAGCAAGCAGAAUCCAUCCGACCUGAACCUCCUGAUCAAGGAGACGAUGCCGUUGCCGCGCAAGCUCGUGCGAGGUCAAGACGUCUGGUUGGGCAAGGGCGCCGAGCAGACGCGGCAGAUACUCAAGUGCAUGUGGUGCGGCCAGAGCUUCCGCUCGCUCGCCGAGAUGACCUCGCACAUGCAGCAGACGCAGCACUACACCAACAUCAUCUCGCAGGAGCAGAUCAUAUCGUGGAAGUCGUCGGACGAGAGCAAAGGCGGCGGCAGCACCGGCGGCUCCGCGGCCGCCGCCGCCGGCGGCGUCACCGGCGGCGGCAGCAACGCCGGGGUGCAACCUGGAGGCGGUGGUUCCGGUCCCCACGGCGGAAACGGUCCUGGCGGGCCCGGCGGAGGCGGCGGCGGCGGCGGCGGCGGCGGCGGCGCCACCAGCAGCCACGUGAGCGCCGUGCUGACGUGCAAGGUGUGCGACCAGGCGUUCAGCUCGCUCAAGGAACUCAGCAACCACAUGGUGAAGAACUCGCACUACAAGGAGCACAUCAUGCGCUCGAUCACCGAGAGCGGCGGCCGCCGGCGACAGACGCGCGAGAAGCGGAAAAAGUCACUGCCCGUGAGGAAGCUGCUGGAGCUGGAGCGCGCCCAGAACGAGUUCAAGAACGGCGACGCGGCGACCGGGCUGAGCCACAGCCUCGGCAAGCACGCCGGCAGGAUCACCUGCGAGAAAUGCGGCGAGAAGAUCGAGACGCCGCUCUUCGUCGAGCACAUCCGCCAGUGCAUCGGCGCCGGCACGGUCGGCGUGAAUCAGCGGAACUUCCUGAAGAACGCGCUCAUGUCCAAUCACUUGCCGGCGACGUUACCGCCGAGCGAGAGCGGCCGCAAGAGCGUCAACGAGGACACCUCCUCGAUAUCCUCCAGGCACCACCGCUCGCCGUCUUCGGCGAGCGACGCGACCACGCCGGGCAAGGACACCCCGAGCACGCCCAACACCAACGAGACCACCGCGCCGCCGAUCGGCACCUCGCCUUCCGUUCUCAACGCCAUCGAGAAGCUCAUUGAGAAGAGCUUCGACUCUCGCGUGAGACACGGCACGCCCGGCCUGCACCACGCUCAACCCGGCGCGCCCAUGGGCACCAGCAUCCUCAAGCGGCUGGGUAUCGACGAGAGCGUGGACUAUACGAAACCGUUGGUGGAUCCUCAAACGAUGAACCUGCUGCGAUCCUACCAGCAGCAACAGCAGCAGCAUCAACAGCAGCAGCACUACAACGCGAACGCCGCGGCGAGGCGGGAACGCAGCGGCAGCGAGUCCAGUUCGAUAUCGGAGCGGGGAAGCGGCAGGACGGACACCAUGACGCCGGAGAGGCGCAUGGACCUGUCCGCCGUGAGCCACGACAGACACUCGAGUUCCCUGUCGUCGCAUCAUCACCGCGUCACACCCGACAAGCAGGCCGCCCCAUUACCUAGUCGCCAUCAUCGGGCCGCGGAGGAAUCCGGGGACGAAGAGUCGUCCACCGUGGUGGUGAAGAAGGAACCACGGGACGAGGAGACCGAGGAGAGAGGCGCGAAUGAGGACGAGCAACAGCAGCAGCAGCAGCAGCAGCAGCAGUCACAGUCGAGAGAGGUGUUCGUGAAGAAGGAGAUAGUGGACGACUGCAGGGACGAGGAGGAUCAGAGUUCCUACAAUCACCGACGGAGCAGCAGCCUCCACGAGACAGCCGAGGACGGCCGGGAGGUUCUCUCACCGCGUAUGAAUCCACCGACACCGCGAUCGACCAGCCAAGUGGAGCAGGUGGCGCGUAGUCCUUGCAGGAACAGCACCAGCAGUCCUACGAGCAGCGACCGCUCGGUCACGCCGCGGGGUACGCCCGACACCAAAGCGUCCAGCAGCCUCGGAGCGCUCUCGUCCAUGUUCGACAGCCUGUCGGGCGUUGGUGGUGGCGGCGGCAGUGGCGGCAGCGGGAGCAACGUGGACUCGCAAGGACGCAAGACCAGCAGCCAUCCUCUCGCGGCGUUGCAGAAACUGUGCGACAAGACGGAGACGCGCGGCCCCAGCGCGAGUGGUUCCGCGAGAUCCUCCGGUGGUUCCGCGACCACCAUCGGCCCGAGCAGCGGUGGCACAGUGGGUGUGAGCGGUCCUGGGCCCGGGCCUACGCCCGGCGCCAUCUUGGCCUUCAGCUGGGCCUGCAACGACGCCGUCGUCACGGCCGACUCCAUCAUGAAGUGCGCCUUCUGCGACACGCCCUUCAUCUCGAAGGGCGCGUACAGGCAUCACUUGUCCAAGAUGCACUUCGUCAAGGACGGCGUGAUCCCGGACCCCUUGACCAUCGGCAGAUCGGCGCAGGCAGCGGCCGCGGCGGCCGCCGCCGCCGCGGUCUCCCAGGGCCCGUCCGGCGGCCCGAGCCGCAACUCCUCGUCGCCGCCGACGUCGCAGCGCAACAAAUCGCCGCCGUUGCCGCAGGCGAACGGCAGCCCGUCGCAGUCAGCGGCCUCUUCCCUCGAGGAGAGCCCGCACUCCAAAUUUCUCAAGUAUACGGAGCUGGCGAAGCAAUUGUCCAGCAAGUACGUAUAGUCCGAGCCCCGUAAGUAGCGGUGCCACUUGUACAUAAGUGUAUCUAUACUGUAACGACUGUAACUAGCGAUGUGGUUGGAAAUUUUCACCCCUUCCCCGCGAACACCGCCGCGCCGGACGACGUCGUCGCGCAUCCGACGUCUUCUCGGGUUUAUGCUUAAAGAGGCUGUGUCGUGGCUGUACCGGUGCCGGGACGGAGAUCCUACGGAUGGAGAGAGAGAGAGAGAGAGAGAGAGAGAGAGAGAGAGAGGAGAGAGAGAGAGACGUGUGUGUGAGAAGGGAAAAGAAAAAAGAACGAACACAUGCGCGCGCGCACUUUGGCGCCGAGUCGCGAACGAGAGCGGGGGGAGAGUUCGUCCAAGUCUGCAAAUGUAUAACCGACAGUUUUCUCCGAUUAUCCUUUUCAACACUGUCACU